Molecule: messenger RNA, 930 nt
Organism: Vidua chalybeata
Lineage: Eukaryota; Metazoa; Chordata; Aves; Passeriformes; Viduidae
Gene: FOXB2
Product: forkhead box B2
Biological process (GO): regulation of transcription by RNA polymerase II; anatomical structure morphogenesis; cell differentiation
Molecular function (GO): RNA polymerase II cis-regulatory region sequence-specific DNA binding; DNA-binding transcription factor activity, RNA polymerase II-specific
Source: RefSeq, a predicted model, not a curated record
AUGCCCAGGCCGGGGAAGAGUUCGUACAGCGACCAGAAGCCCCCCUACUCUUACAUCUCCCUGACGGCCAUGGCCAUCCAGCACUCGGCCGAGAAGAUGCUGCCCCUGAGCGACAUCUACAAGUUCAUUAUGGAGCGGUUCCCUUACUACCGGGAGCACACCCAGCGUUGGCAGAACUCCCUCCGCCACAACCUCUCUUUCAAUGACUGCUUCAUCAAGAUCCCGCGGCGACCCGACCAGCCGGGCAAAGGCAGCUUCUGGGCAUUGCACCCGGACUGCGGGGACAUGUUUGAGAACGGCAGCUUCCUCCGCCGCCGCAAGCGCUUCAAGGUGCUGCGCCCCGAACAUCACCUGCCCGGCGGUGGCGGCGGCGGGGGGCGGCGGCGGUCCCGGCAAGCCCCCGGCGCCUACCCCGCACAUGGUGCACUACUUCCAUCCGCACCCGCCACCGCCUUCUCGCCCUACGGGAGCAGCCAGCCCUCGGGCUUCAAGCAUCCCUUCGCCAUCGAAAACAUCAUCGGCAGAGAUUACAAGGGUGUGCUUCAGGCCGGCGGGCUUCCGCUGGCCUCGGUGAUGCACCACCUGGGCUACCCGGUGCCCAGCCAGCUCAGCAGCGUGGUGAGCUCCGUGUGGCCGCACGUGGGGGUGAUGGACUCCGUGGCCGGUGUGCCCGUGUCCCCCGACUACGCACCUUUCGGUAUGCCUGUGAAGGCGCUCUGCCACCCGCCGGCACAGACCAUGCCUGCUGUCCCGGUGCCCAUCAAGCCGGCGCCGGCGUUGCCUGCUGCCUCGACCAUCCCUGCUCUGACGGUCGCCGCCUCGCAGAUCUGCCCCGCCGCUUCCCCGGCUGCUGCAUCGCUGCUGGAACAGACUGCGAGCAACAACCCCGAGGGCAAGAGCUCCCUCCAUUCCGUCCUGGUGCACUCCUAA